Messenger RNA from Trichobilharzia szidati, 1496 nucleotides. The record is from the annotation of a GenBank genome assembly. NCBI's taxonomy places the organism in Eukaryota, Metazoa, Platyhelminthes, Trematoda, Strigeidida, Schistosomatidae.
AUACAACUGUCGAUAACAUAUUCGCGAAAGCGUUUGUUUUCAUGUAACCUCUAGCUGUAAACACUGUGAAAAAUAAAUUAAUAAUCCGAAAUAAAUUAGUUCUCCUCUCUCAAUUUCCUUUCUUUAUACCCCUUUAAUCUUAAGUAUCACAUUUUAGAGGGUGGCGUUUUGCAUUACGCACCAUUAUGGAUGUAAUUUCUCACAAAGUGGAAGAUUUAUUUGACAAUGCAUCUCCCAAACAUGAAGAGAAUCUCGUCGUUCCACGCAUAAAUUCAUACGAUCGUAGCAUAGAUACAUCUGUUGCCUCGGAAUCGGCUGUUUCUACCGCGGGCUCUGAAGCAUCAUGCCCUCCAUGUGUUCCUCAACCUGUUCCACCAAAUCUUCCUAUAGUUAGAUCAUAUGGCAUUCGUAGCGUAGUUGGAGUUGUUUUGCUGUUGUUUUCAGCUUAUAUUGGUUCAAUUUUCCUUCAUGCCCCACUACUUCCGUUGGCGAUUAUAUCACCGCGUUCAUUUCGUUAUCUUGUCGACGAACUUUUAAUAUCCUGGUUAAUGUUUGCUGAGUUUGUUAUAUGCAAAAUUCUUGGUUGUCGUGUUCGUCAGUUCGGUGAUCGAGUCUUACCAUCUACAUCAUGUGAACCUCGUAGUUGUUUGUUUAUACUCAAUCAUCGGACACAGUUGGAUUGGUUUUUUGUAUGGGGCUUAGGUGAUCCAAUUCAUCGGAUGAAAAUAAUUCUAAAAGAUUCUCUUGCUAAAGUUCCUGGUGCUGGUUGGGCUAUGCAGUGCGGUAGCUUUAUAUUCCUACGUCGACGUAUAGCAACGGAUCAAGAAAGAUUGCAGAAAACCGUUACUUAUUUGCUUGAAAUUCAGGACAGUUGCCAGUUGUUGAUAUUUCCUGAAGGUACAAAUCUAACCAAAGUAUCAAUUGCUAGAAGUGAUACUUUCGCUGAGAAAAACAAUCUACCGUAUCUUCGAUAUACUCUUCAUCCUAGAAGUACAGGAUUUCUACACUUGAUAAAACUUAUUGGUUUAGAUAAUCUGACUGAAGUGUAUGAUGUAACAGUCGCCUAUCCAGAUUUUUUACCAUCCCCGGAAAUUAAUCUAGUGCAUGGUCAUGUUCCACGUGAAGUUCACUAUCAUAUUCGUCGUUUCACUGUGAAGGAAAUACUAAAUGGAAGUGAGAAACACGUGCUAAACGAUGCUACAAAUGAUACUUUGUCAAAGUGGCUACAAAGCCGUUGGUUAGAAAAAGAAGAACUUCUAAAAGCAUAUUAUGCUAAACCUAUUGGAAAACGUCAAUUCGAUAAUGAGAUUUCACCGGACAGUCGCUUAUUCUAUAUGGAUACAUCAGAUGAUAAUAAUAACAAUAAUAAUAAGCUAAUGUUUACAUACUUCGGGAUGUUGAACACCGGUUUCUGGUUUCUUGUAAUGAUUGGUUAUUGUUCACUUACUUCACCUACUAUACUGAUGGUAUCAAUAUAUGGGCUACAAGUUGGAUAA